AUGCUGCGCUCGACAUCUACGGUCACCCUGCUCUCGGGCAGCGGUAACAGGACUCCCGGGGCACCCAGCAGGAGGGCAAAUGUCUGCAGACUGCGGCUGACUGUACCUCCCGAGAGUCCAGUUUCAGAGGAAAGGGAAAAGAAGCUUGAAAGAAAAGAGCAACAUCCUGGCCCAAGCAAUGGGGAGCCGACCAGGAAACUUCCCCAGGGUGUUGUCUAUGGCGUGGUGCGAAGGUCAGAUCAAAACCAGCAGAAGGAAAUGGUGGUAUAUGGAUGGUCCACCAAUCAGCUGAGAGAAGAGAUGAACUACAUCAAAGAUGUGAGAGCCACUCUGGAAAAAGUAAGAAAGCGAAUGUACGGAGACUACGACGAAAUGAGGCAGAAAAUCCGACAGAUCACCCAGGAACUGUCGGUUUCACAGGCACAGAAGGACUAUCUGGAGAGUCACAUCCAAACACAGUCAUCGGCCCUGGACAGCUUUAAUGCCAUGAACGCGGCUUUGGCGUCAGACUCCAUUGACCUGCAGAAAACGCUCGUGGAUGUUACUUUGGAAAAUAGCAGCAUUAAGGAUCAAAUCAGAAAUUUGCAGCAGACGUACGAAGCGUCCAUGGACAAGCUGCGGGAAAAGCAGAGGCAGUUGGAGGCGGCACAAAUGGAGAACCAGCUGCUGAAAAUGAAGGUGGAGUCCUCCCACGAAGCCAACGCUGAGGUGAUGAGGGAGAUGACCAGGAAGCUGUACAGCCAGUACGAGGAGAAGCUGUAUGAGGAGCAGCGGAAGCACAAUGCCGAGAAAGAGGCGCUCCUGGAAGAAACCAAUAGUUUUCUGAAAGCAAUUGAAGAAGCCAAUAAAAAGAUGCAGGCGGCAGAGAUCAGCCUAGAAGAGAAAGACCAGAGGAUCGGGGAGCUGGACAGGCUGAUUGAACGCAUGGAAAAGGAACGGCAUCAGCUGCAACUACAGCUCCUGGAGCAUGAAACUGAAAUGUCAGGGGAAAUAACUGAUUCUGACAAUGAAAGGUAUCAGCAGCUGGAGGAGGCGUCUGCCAGCCUCCGGGAACGGAUUAGACACCUAGAUGACAUGGUGCACUGCCAGCAGAAAAAGGUCAAGCAGAUGGUUGAGGAGAUCAUGUCACACGAGCUCUUCUCCAGAUUUAGUCUUCGGUUCUUUGGAAGAUGACAAAAUGGUAGCCUGCCCUGGGUUGGAAGCGAUUCCUUUUAUUGUCGUGAUUAGAAGAACACUUGUACUCUCUCUGCUGGGAAGAGGUGGCAUGUGUCUGAUGAGCUGAUGAACAAAGCAGGAAGGACAUGCUAUUAGAAGGAAAAACUUGACCAUGUAGGGCUCUUAAUUGUGAAAGGACCAUUUUUGUAUAUCCUCAACUUGUACAGCCUCACACUUCCAGAGUCACAAGAACUCCAAGAUCCACAGAGUAUUUUUAGAAACUUGGGUUCCUAGACAUCAGAGAAGGAGCUGCAAUGAAAAACAGCACUAAAAUAUAAUUCAGAAAGUGCCAGGUGGAGGCUGGUCCUAAGAUCGUGGAUGGUGGAGCCUCACGUGUGGAAAUGCUGCCAAGUGCACCCGCUAAGGAGAUGGGAACUGGGCUGGAAGACCUCCAGUGCUCCGGGAAGGAGGUGCUCCCCACCAGAUCACACCCCAGAAAUUGCAGAAGCGGCCGAGUGUCCAUGUAGUUUGAUUAUGUUUGUAUCUGAGAGGUGGCCCCGUGGAUGUCUCACUGAAUGGAGAUCAACAGCACUAGCCAACUUAGCACUCUUCCCUAUUGUUUAAGAAGUUUGUUUGGCUUCUGUCACCACAAGCAUUUUGCCUGACCAGACAGUUCAACUGACUUCAUGAAAAGGAGAAUUAUAUCUGAUGAAGAGAGAAAUAUAUUCACCAAAAUAUAUUGAAGUGAAAUAUGUAUACUUGAUACCUGCUUUAUUUUUCUGUGGGUCUUCUUGAGACAGCCACUGGGGCUGGUAUCUCCUCAAAAUUUAGUGUUGCUGAAAUCUAGUUAGUAGUAGCAGUAGCAGCAGGGGUGGUAAUAGCCACUGGGUGGCAUUAGCCCAUGGAGGCUAGUUGACUGGUCUAAUCAAGUGAGUUCAUUAAGGGGACAAGAAUCAAUUAGACAUUGGGUCCUUCUCCACUCUCACCACUUCUUCCUGGCAAGUGGACAGGCAGAUGCUUUCUUGUCAAUAGUUGUCUUUGAUCUUUUGUUGAGUUGCUUCUGUUCAGCUUAAGUAGAUAGGCAGAGAAUGGGAAAGGAAGCAGACGAAUAAUUUUCUGUAUUAGUAAGGAACUGUCAAUGCAGUUAACCUGUGUUGGUAUUCUGUUCAAGUGAAGGUCCCCAGAUGCUCUGCUGGGUAUCAGACUUCUGCCAGGGAGAUCUGAGUUAGAUCUGAGCAUUGCUAAUCUACAUGUCUCUAGUGUCGUGACCUACACCGUUUAUAGGAAUAUGUAUGUUCACUUCCCUCGUAUUUUUCUAAGUCUGUGGUGGAAAAGUUCCUGGCAUUGUUCUAGUGGAAUAGAUUUGUUACCCAGCUU
Molecule: messenger RNA, 2532 nt
Organism: Phyllostomus discolor (pale spear-nosed bat)
Lineage: Eukaryota; Metazoa; Chordata; Mammalia; Chiroptera; Phyllostomidae
Gene: MYZAP
Product: myocardial zonula adherens protein
Exons: 11
Coding region: 1-1173 (390 amino acids)
Biological process (GO): intracellular signal transduction; maintenance of ER location
Cellular component (GO): nuclear envelope; intracellular anatomical structure; RNA polymerase II, holoenzyme
Source: RefSeq, a predicted model, not a curated record